GUGGUACAAGCUCCGCUCCAAACCUGGGAAGAAGGAAAAGGAGAGAGGGGAGAUCGAGGUGGACAUCCAGUUCAUGAGGAGCAACAUGACAGCCAGCAUGUUUGAUCUGUCCAUGAAGGACAAGCCCCGCUCUCCCUUUGGGAAGCUCAAAGACAAACUCAAGGGCAAGAGGAGCAGUGGCCUCUCAGACACAGCGUCAGCCAUCGUCCCCAGCACCUCCCACUCCCCUGCUGACAGCGAGGAUGAGGCAGUGGAGAAGGAGAAGAAGAAAUCCAAGUUCAAAGCGCUGUUCUCCAAGCCUGGCCUGCAGAAGACAUCGCUGUCCCAGUCCAUGUCGGUGCUGCCCACCCAGCAGCCCCUCACCCCGAGGGUUCGGCUGCGGCCCAGCGACUUCCAGGCGCAGUGGGAUGAGGAGGAGGAGUCCCAGACCUCUCCUGCCUCAGAACGUUCCUUUGAAAGUGUGCCAGAACAGAAGCCAGCUCCUUCUCCUCUGUUCAAAUCUCGUAAACCAACCUUUUUGGACAGUAGGCAGCUAACCCAGGGAACCACUAACCACACCAAAAAGGAUGGGCUCUCGUUGUUCAGUGGCCUUAAAUCCAAAAACGAUCCCGUGUCCAAGUCCAGUCUGUGCAUCAAUGGCAGUCACGUUUAUAUGGAAGAGACCACGACAAAGGACAAGACUCCAACCUCCUCCCCCUCUCCUCACAACCUCAGGAGGAAGCAGCUCUUUGCUUCAGAGGAGAACCUGUCCUCCAGGUCCACUAAGCCACCUGAAGAGACGGGGAGAACCUCUCCUGGGCAGGCAUUCUCUGGCUCCACAUCCUUGGAGACUUUCAAAUCCAUGACUUUGCCAUCGUACAAACUGCUCAGCAGUGAGGAGCACCUGGACACCAGCGUUCCACCAAGCACUGAGCCUGUCAGAGAGACCAAAAAACCAGACCACAAAAAGUCUGCCUUGCUCUCCUUGGUCACUGGGAAGAAGGAAACGGUGAAGCCCAGCGAGGCUGAGAUUAUUCCUGACAGGACCCUGCAGAGUGAGGAAAAUACAAUUCCAGAAGAGAAGAGUGAGGAGGAGGCCAAAUGCCCUGAAGCCCCAGCAGAUGUGGGCAGAGGGAGCCCCUCAGGAGAUGCUCACCAUGCAGGGGAGGCCAUCACAACCAAGCAGCAGCCCAGCCCUUGUGAGGAGGAACAAAAACCUGAGAAAGCUGCACCAGCCAAGACCAAAGCUGUGAAACCCAGAAAUACGAUCCCUCAGACCCUGCCUAUGCCUAUGCUCAGCUGACACACGAUGAGCUGAUCCAGCUGGUGCUCAAACAGAAGGAUACCAUUACCAGGAAGGACCUGCAGGUGAGGGAGCUCGAGGAUUACAUCGACAACCUGCUGGUCAGAGUCAUGGAGGAAACCCCAAACAUCCUCAGAAUCUCCAUGUCUGGCAACAAAAAAGCUGGGAAGAUGUGAAAGGUCUGGUGGGCAAGGACUGAUCCCCCUCAGGGGAGGGUGAGGAGCUGCUGGUGCUGCUCGUGCUGCUCCCAGAAAAUGAGUUUUUCCUGUUCCUGCCUUGAGCAACCCUCAGAUUGAUUAAUAGUCCCAUCAGGUCACCUUACUGUAUUUAUUUUCUUGGUUUCUUCCCAUUGUUUGGGAAGGUCAGGCUGUGAUGGGAAGGAGGAGGGUUUUUGAUGUGUUUUGCUUCCCAGCAAGGCACUGAUGAUCCUUUAGGAAGAUUUUUUUUAAAAAUGGUUUUGUUUUGUAGCAGCUUUUAGAGAUCAGUUACUUUUCUUUCCACAUCUGAAGUUGUAGUGCAAUAUAAAUCCUUGGACAGUAGAGCUUGAGGAUUUGAUUGUUUUUAAAAUAAUAAUAAUAAUUAACUACACUGGAGAAAUCCAAAGAUGGCCCAGCUUCAGAGCUGGGCUGUAAUUUAAAAGGAAUCAAUGCCCUGAAAGUUGAGUGUAAGCUGACCAAAUCUCAGUUCAUCUCAUCAAGUGGACAUUCCCAAGAAUCCUUCAAGGGAAAGUUUUCAGGUUUUUUGGAGUAGGAGAUGUUGAGGUUCAUGGUAUGUUUCUACCAUAGGAAUGGCAUCAGUGAAUUUAGCCCAAAGGUACAUUUUAAACCAGAAAUUGUUCUUUUAGUGUCUUAAAUUUCUGUUUUGAAGGUUAUUCAGAGCA
Molecule: messenger RNA, 2162 nt
Organism: Zonotrichia albicollis (white-throated sparrow)
Lineage: Eukaryota; Metazoa; Chordata; Aves; Passeriformes; Passerellidae
Source: RefSeq, a predicted model, not a curated record